AUGAAACCAAGAGCGCCAUGGAGGAAAUUGCUCUAUGUGAAACAGGAGUAUCCAGAUAACUAUGUGGACGAUACUUUUCUAGAAGAGUUGCAAAAGAACGCGAAUGUACGGCAUUAUGAGUAUUGGUCUGUCGUCCUCGAAUCAACCAUCAUCAGCCAACAUAUAUCAUCGAUCGUCAUAUUUGUCGCCAUCUUUAUCUAUCUAUACAAAAAUCUCCUCAGCUCAUAUGCAUUAAUCACCAUGGGGACUGUGGGAACAGCUGUUGGGUAUGGGUUCUGGGAUUGGAGCAACACUAUGCUGACGCCGGACUCCAACUACCAGCGACGAAAGAUCUUCAAGGGCGCAGUGCUAUUCUUCUUGACACUCCUUGGACUCACUCCGAUUCUGAAGACGCUGACAGAAAAGACGUCCAAGGACACGAUCUGGGCCUUGACAGUGAUCUUAUUCUUGGUCAAUCUAGCCUUUCAUGACUAUGGUAGUGGCAACAGACGCAAUAUUAAAUACCCAGGCUCGCUGUCAACGAAUGCAGCCAUUUUUGCGUCCGUAGUACUGGCAUCGCGAUUCAAGACAAACCUUCAUGUUUUUGGACUUAUGUCAUUCGCAGUUGAGUGGUUUGCACUCUUUCCGAUGCUCCGGCGGCAAGUCAGGAGCAUCUCGCAAAGAGGGAAUUUGGCGCUGACUAUAGUCCUGUUCUUGACGGCAACGACACUUUUCAGCCAAAUCUCACCUGCGAUUGUCGUCAUUUAUAUCCUGGGUAUGGCGUUCUUGACAUUCAUCUGUCCAUUCUGGCUAAUCUGGAUCCAGCGGUAUAAAAACGAGAUCCAUGGACCAUGGGAUGAAGCCCGGCCCAAAAUCCAGCAUGGGCGCUCUGUUGACUACAAUUAG
Molecule: messenger RNA, 885 nt
Organism: Gamsiella multidivaricata
Lineage: Eukaryota; Fungi; Mortierellomycota; Mortierellomycetes; Mortierellales; Mortierellaceae
Product: phosphatidylinositol N-acetylglucosaminyltransferase subunit C
Exons: 5
Coding region: 1-885 (294 amino acids)
Biological process (GO): GPI anchor biosynthetic process
Cellular component (GO): glycosylphosphatidylinositol-N-acetylglucosaminyltransferase (GPI-GnT) complex; membrane
Source: RefSeq, a predicted model, not a curated record